GUAGUAGCAGCAGUAGUAGUGGUAGCAGUAGUAGUAGUAGUAGUGGUAGCAGCAGUAGUAGUGGUAGCAGCAGUAGUAGUAGUAGUAGUAGUAGUAGUAGUAGUAGUAGUAGUGUCGGCGUCAGCUUACAUAUGCCUUUGAUUUGUCAUCAAAGCUAUGAUGUCAUAAAGCUUAGAUAGUUCCGCAGACAGCACACAACUCAUUUCAGCUUGUGACAAGCUAGUGUCAAGACGUCAUCAGACUUCUGAAGAGGACUUUUAUUCAAAGGAUCUUUAAAAAAACACAAUCAUUUCUACGAAACUAGGACCUUUUUUGGAGUUUAGUGAAAAUCGACGAGAGAUGGAAUAUUUAAUCGAAAAUCUUAAAAAACAGGGGGAAAAAGUUAUUCUUGAAACAAGAAAAGAGACGGAAAUUUUAAGAGAGAAAUAUCGAAUGAACAAGAAAUGUAAUUUAGGAAUGGAACAGAUAAAUAUUAACUGUUUCAAUACAGAUUUCACCUUUUUGCCAAAGGAGGAAGUCAUUGCUCCUGCCACAAACCAGCAACCGAUGGGAGAUUUCUGCCACAAACUCACUAAAGAAAGAGAAGUUUAUCUAAGGUUAAAAGCAAAAAAACUGGUUAAACGUUUGGAAGCAGAGAGGAAAACUGUCUUUACUCAAACGUCACGAGAAACGGACGAUUCUGGCCCCAAAGAGACAAAGUUACAGAAAAAGGUUGACGAUAUGCGCGUUGAGCCUGAACAACAUUUCAAAAUGAACUCAGAAGAUGAAAAACCUUUUGAAAUUCAAGAAGGCGUCAGUAUUGUUAGCAGAACAGGUACGUACCACGUGGAUAAAAUCCUAAAGCGGCGUCAUUUUGGGGAACUUGUUCAAUGCACGCAUCGUGAAACAGGAGAAAUCGUUGCUCUCAAAUGUAUUUGGAAAAAGUUUGGGGAUUCAUACAAACAAGAAGAAGAAGUUUUACAACAUGUUUCGAGUCUUAACUGUGACGAGAACAACUUGGUGAAGUUUAGAGAGGCAUUUCACUAUCAGGACAGGAUUUUCAUUGCUUUCGAGAAACUGGACAUGACCUUAAUGGACUUUAUGAGGGAAAGAAACUGGAAACCUUUGAGCAUAUAUGAAAUCAGGAUUAUUGCUGAUCAAAUGCUUUUAGCUCUGAAUUCCCUAAAACAAGCUGGCCUUACUCACACUAACGUGACGCCUGAGAAUAUUAUGUUAGUUGACCACAAAUCACAGCCGCUCAGGGUUAAACUAAUUGGCUUCGGUAAAGCGUGUCUCACUUCUACAUUAUCAGAACGGGACAUCGCUGUAAAUUGUGGUUACAGCGCUCCAGAAAUAGUUUUGGAUGGGCGCCUGGAUAACAGUGUGGACACAUGGGGUCUAGGCUGUACACUCGCGUUUCUGUCCCAGGGUUUCCACUUGUACCCCACAUGUGAUGAAUACGAGUAUCUGAGAGUCAUCGUUCAGCUGUUUGGGAAUCCUGAUGAGAGUUUACUGAAGGAGGGACGGCGGGCCAAACACUUUUUCACAUCUGGAUCGACAUGGACUUUUAAAUCAGUUUAUGAAUAUGUGCAAACGACUGGAAAGCAAUUUAAUAUGACAGACAAAGACUAUGACGAUUUAGUGUCUCUGGAUUUCUUGAUGCAUUCAGUUCUACCAGUGAAAAAUCCUAUUGAGCUGGAAGAAAAACGAGCGUUUGUAGGCCUUUUAAAGCAAAUGAUAUGUGUGAAUCCAGCUGACAGAAUCCUUCCAGCAGAAGCUCUGCAUCACACAUUUUUCAGGAGCAAACUAACUGUGACUGAUAAUAAAAUAAAGGCAGGGGGAGGCGAUAGGACACCAGACAACGUUCCACCUCAGGAUUUAAAAGACGUCAAAUCAGAAAUUAAAGAAUCAUCUGAGAAAGAGAUAGAAACAAGCCAGACAAUAAAGGCGGGUGAUGUUAUCAGAGGCCUUACAAAUGUUUACCAUGUGGAUAAGGUGCUUGGAUCUGGGGCCUUUGGGACGGUUGUCCAGUGCAGAAUUGAAGGAACAGGUGAAUUAGUAGCGAUUAAAUUAAUGACAAAAGAGAAAGACGCGAAGCAUGAAGUGAAAAUCUUAAAAUAUCUCAACCAACACGACUCUAGUCAGAAGUUCGUCACAAAGGUAAUCGAACGUUUUACAUGUAGCAAAUACUUUUGCAUUGUGUUUGAGCUGCUGGACCGAACUCUAAUUGACUUAUUGAAAGACAGACAUUAUAUUCAUCUGACGGUGUCUGAAAUCAGACCGAUCGCCAAGCAGUUGUUGGAAACACUUGGCUUUCUCAAGCUAAUCGGUGUCACUCACACAGACAUCAAACCAGACAACAUCAUGCUGGUAAAUCAUGAGUCACAGCCGUUUAGAGUCAAGCUUAUCGACUUUGGACUUGCUUAUAGGACACACAGAUUAUCAAAGUAUGAUCUGAUGCAGAAUGUGGCGUACCGAGCUCCUGAGAUCCAUCUGGGCACGCCACGGGAUGAAUCCCUCGACCUAUGGAGUCUCGGAUAUUCUCUGGCUGUUUUGGUUCUAUGUCACACCCUGUGCCCAAGUGACGAGUAUGAAGCAGUGAGGAUAAUUGUAAAGCUUCUUGGUCUGCCCAGCAAUCAUUCCCUCAUUGAUGGCUGGAGAGCCAAUAAAUUUUUCACACUGGACAAGAGUGGACCUGAACACUUAUUGAGACUUAAAACACCUAAAGAAUAUGAGCAGGCCACAGGAAAGAAGAUUAAAAAGAGCCAUUCAAUAUAUAAUAAAUUACGCUCCCUAGAUGAUUUAAGAAAGUUGAUACCAGCAAACGCCGGUCAUACUGAAGUCAAAGACUUCAACGCAUUCUUAGACCUUCUGAAGCAAAUGCUAUGUGUGAAUCCGGCAGAUAGGAUCCUUCCAGUUGCAGCGCUGGAGCACAGGUUUAUCACCAUGGAGCACCUUGCUGACGCCAGGAACAGCCUAUAUGUGGAAAAGGCUCAUGAAAUAAUGAUGGGGGUUGAAGGCAGGAACACAAACAGUUCAGCUCCAAUUGAUGAACUAAAAGAUGUGAUUUUGGAUAUAGACUUGCCAGCAUCAGACUGUAGCGUCUACUGCAGUCUGCCUUGUGUCAAACCAAAGCAGACACUUUUUACCAGAUUUUGUAAUUUCAUUUCCAGAAUCUGGAAUCGGUGCAUUAAUAAUUCUCCCCCGUCCAAAUCAAGAAGAAGAAGAAGAAGAAAAUAUCUUUUCUGGAGCGCCUCAAGAUAAAAAUCACGAG
Nothobranchius furzeri (turquoise killifish) is the source of this 3253-nucleotide messenger RNA. The record is from RefSeq and is a predicted model, not a curated record. NCBI's taxonomy places the organism in Eukaryota, Metazoa, Chordata, Actinopteri, Cyprinodontiformes, Nothobranchiidae.